AUCAAGUGCAAACAUGUCUUGUACUUAGAUUAAGUUAAAUACUAAAUCACACUAAUUUAGUGUGAGUUGGUAUUUAACUUUAUCUAAGAACAACUAAGUUGUUAACUUAUUUUCUGGUAGGUUGUGCUAAAAAAUAUUCACUUUCAAAAGUAAUAUGGAUCAAAAUCUAACUUGCAAAGCAAACUUAAGCACUAAAGAUAAUGUUACUACAUCCAGUUUUGUAGAGAGAAACAGUGUACCAUCUGUUUUAUGUGGAAUAGGUGUUAACGAAUUUGAAAAACCUGAUUGCAAUCAUUCCUUUAGUUAUCAUAACAAAUUAAUAACGACAUCUGAAAAUAAAAUGGGUACUCUUGAUGGUUUGGUUUUUUCAAGUAAUAAUUUUUCAAAUACAUUAGUAAUACCGAGUCCAAUAUUACCAUCAUCAAACAAAGGAAAUUAUUUCUGUGUUUCAACAGAAAAAGAAGUGGAAGACAUAAUUCGUAUCCAUACUCAAGACACAUAUUCACACUUUGUUGUUGCAAAGAAAACAAAGGCAUAUGGUUCUACUGUCUCUUCCAUUGACAUUACCUCAAAGUUUCGAAUACAUUGGCAGUCUCGUGAUCUAACUAGUACAGAAGAAUGUGCUGUGCAAAUUCCAUUCCAGGGUGUACCAUUUAUUUAUAUUGGUGAGAAAGCAUAUAUGUGUCACUUAGGAAGAAGCAAAACAAGGUUAAAAGAUGCUCCACAUAUUAAUGAGAAUAUGCCAAAAAAGCACAGAUCAAGGAUGACCAAAAAACUAGGUUGCUCUGCUAAAAUAUUUGUGAAACAGAUAGCAAAGUUUCCUCAAUUUAAGAUUUCACAUAAUUCUGAGUAUUUACGUACACAAAGUUCCCAAAAGCUGAGGAAUGCCUUACAGACUAGUGAGGGUAAGCUCAGCCAUAUUAUAGAAUACAUUGGAACACUUCCUGACAUUUCUGAACAUAGCAAUCAUGAAAUUGGGGAGAAUACUGUUGUUAAAGAACCAAUUGAUCCACUAAUAAAGGAAAAAAUUAUGGAGCUAACAUGGAUUUAUGGUGAACAAUCAUUGUUAUCUAUUAAAAGUGAUUUAGAGGAUUAUGUAAAAAAUUUAUUUCAAGAUAGCAAUCCUCCUUUGAAAAAUCGUAGACGUUAUUAUCCCAAUGAUAAAGAUGUUGCUAAUUAUUUGUAUAAGUUUCGUUUGUUUAACAAACUAACAUCACAAGAUGUUGUUCAACUUAAUCAAUUAGUUAGUACUUUGAAGGAAAAUCAUGAUGAGCGAUUAUUUUAUUUGAAUAUUGAGGAAGAUCUAGAACUGAGUUCAAACAUUGAAUCAAAAAACAUAUUUGUUUUUCAAACUACUGAUCAACAAAGGCUCCUAGAAAGGUAUGGCAGACAAGUAAUAUUUGUGGAAGUUACAAGCAAGUAUCAGUACAUUCCUUUUCCUUUAUUUGCUUUAUAUGUAGCAACAAAUGUAGAUUACCAGCUUGUAUUUUUAUUUUUAAUCCCAUCACAUUCACAAUCAGGCAUUAGGUGUGGCUUAAAAAAAGCUUUAGAAUGGAAUUCGCAAUGGAAUCCAAAGUAUUUUGUUUUGGAUUGUUGUGAAGAAUAUGUUUCUAUUAUUGAAGAAAUGUUUAAUGAUAGUUUUGUAUAUUUAUCUGAAGCUACAUGUAUAUCUGCAUGGAAGUCUUGGUUAAAUGACUUUAUGCACUCAAAUUGUAUUGAAAAAGAAGAAAAUUUAUUGGACAGAUUUGUUUCUAUUGCUCGGUCAUUUAAUGAAGAAACUUUGCAAGAAUCAGCUCAAAAGCUUGAAAAAAGUGACACAUGGAAAUGUUCAGAUGACUUGAGAAAUUGGUUUUCGACAAAAUGGUUGGCUGAAGCAAAACGCUGGGUGGUUGGAUACAGGCAUGAUCAAUUCAUUCCAACACAUCAUUUGGAAGCAAAUCUUUAUAAUGAUAUCUCUAUGCUGUGUGACAUGCAUUUCAAUUUUAUUAAAAAUAGAAAACUGCACAACUUAAUAAAUCAUUUAGUUGAUUCCUAUGUUCCAGAAGCUUAUAGAAGAUAUAUUGAUACCAACAUAGCAGAUUACGAAAAACAUAUUCUACUUACAAAAGCAGAUAGCACACCUUCGUUUUUACAAAAUAGACCGGUAACUGUAUGCUCUCAUAUUAUUCAAAGAAUAAGCAAUGAUAAUUCUUGUUCAGUAGCUCAAAUUCAAACCGGAGUGUUUAUGGUACUUAAUAAAGAAAACCAUGAUAAAUCGUACCAUGUGUCAUUUGGAGACAGUUCAUCUUUUCCUUCGUGUACUUGUGACGAUUGGUUUUGGUAUAAAUUACCUUGUAAACAUAUUUUAAGUGUUUUUGAAACACUAAAUGGACAAGGUUGGGAUAUGCUACCCUCAGUUUAUACAGGAAGUCCGUUAUAUAACUAUGACUUUUCUUGUUUUGAUAAAAACUGUGAAAAUUCGUUAACUCUCGAUAAGAGUGUGGACUGCUCCAAUAUUAAUUCAUCCGAAACGAAUAAAGUUUCAACAAAUUAUACAGUCGCGUCUACGCAUUUAAAUUUCGAUGACGAAUACAAAAAUAAACUGAUUUCUAAUUGUAAAACGAUAAUAGAAACAUUGUCUUCUGCAUUAUUUCAAGUAAAUCACAAUGUGUUGCAAAAAGUUCAGUUAGAUCUGCAAAUAAUAAUGAACUAUAUAAAUCAAGAAAAAUCCGAGCCAUCAUUGGUUGAUAGUCCUAAAAAAAGACAAUCUAGUUCACCUCAACCAGAAAAAUACAAAAGAUAUAAAAAUAAUACUGUAUUACACGAAAAUAAAGUGGAAAGUUUAAAUGUUUGCGUAAACAAUUUGUUAGAGUCACCUAAUAGUGAUUGGAUUGCUGACAAUGAACGUAAUAUUAAGCUGUCUCGUCAAGAUCGAAAUAAAAUUUUAUCUAACUUCCCAAUAACGGUUGAUGUAAUUGAAUGUUCACAAACUAUUUUAAAGUGUCAAUUUAACAAUGUGUUUGGUCUUUACAACUCAAAAAAGUUGUCUCAAAUCGCCGAUGAAAUUUUUGAUUAUGAUAAAACUAAACGUAUUCUUCAAAUCCAUUUUGCUGGUAACGGACAUUGGGCUGCGUCUGGAAAGAUUGGUAAUGGAAUUUAUAUAUUUUGCUGUGAACAUUGUGAUAAAUCUAAAAUUAAAAAACAACUUAUCAGACUUACUUUACAAGACAUUGAAAAAAGUAUUAUUUUUGUAGAAAGAUCUGAUGAUGAAAAGUUAUAUCAAUGUGGCAUGUAUGCUAUUGCCUAUUGCGUUUCGAUGGCUUUAGGCGUUGAUCCUCGAAAUAUUAAUUUUGUUGAGCAGGAGAUGAGAUUGCAUUUAGUAGAAUAUUUAGAAAAUAUGUGUUUUUCAAUGUUUCCUUUUAAUGAUGCAUAAAUUAUUCUUGAGUUUUAAAUAAAUUUAUUAAUAAAAUACAAAGUUA
Hydra vulgaris (swiftwater hydra) is the source of this 3458-nucleotide messenger RNA. RefSeq lists its product as uncharacterized. NCBI's taxonomy places the organism in Eukaryota, Metazoa, Cnidaria, Hydrozoa, Anthoathecata, Hydridae. The record is from RefSeq and is a predicted model, not a curated record. Gene Ontology annotation, molecular function: DNA-binding transcription factor activity; zinc ion binding.